UUGCGCCUGCGCAGUGCGGGCGCAGGAGGGGGCGGUGGCGCUCGCCCCGGGUCGCCGGAGGUUUCAUUGCAGAGAAACUGUGUCCUCGUUUCUGUAUGAAUGUGCCAAGUUUAUUUCAUUUUACAUUCUUCCUGAGAGAAGUGCGAACACCAUCGUGGAGACCAUGGAUUUUGAGGAAGCAGCAAUUUUCUCUGCCCAGAGUGCCCUUACUUCAGGCAGCAGGAAAGAACAACUCUUUCAAUCUCCUUGGACUAUCUGAGGCAGAAUUAAAAGAACAGUUUGUAAGAGGUGACGGCCCAGGAGGUCAAGCCACAAAUAAGACAAACAACUGUGUUGUCUUGAAGCAUAUUCCAUCUGGGAUUGUAGUAAAGUGUCAUCAAACAAGAUCAGUGGAGCAGAACCGAAAGAUAGCCAGAGAAAUCCUGCAGGAAAAGGUUGACCUCUUCUACAAAGGUGAAGAUAGCGAUGUUUUUAAAGAGAAGAAAGCAUCGGAGAAGAAGAAGCAAGAGAAAAAAAGAAGAGCAAAGGAAAACCUAGAAAGGAAGAAGCAUUUUAAAGAGAUGCAACAAUUGCAUAAGAAAUAAACAUAUGUAAUACUGACUUGCCCUAGUAGGCACCCUCACCGGCUGCCACCAAGUUUUCACCCUCAGCAGUGAAGGGAGAGUGCUUCAAGAACCGAAGCCAUAGCUUGUAUUUUGAAAGCAAUGGAGACUGCUAGCAACCUCUUACUACCGCCUUCUUACAGAGAUCGACCGCAUCCAGACCACACCACGGACAGAAACUCUCCAGCAAUCUGCAGGCCCAUUCCCUUGUCUGUUCAUGAACUUGAGCCUCCUGCAUGAAGGUUAAAUCUUUAUCUGUUGAGAGUUCUUGUUCAUGGAGUAUGAAUCUGAUUAAAGUGACUGUACAUAGUUUUAAUACAAACUGUUAAUGAAAAUAAGCUUUAUUACGUCAAGUAAUAAAUACAUACAAAGAUGCAAAUAACAGUUUUAGUAAUUUAUCCAGAAUUUUCUUUUUUUUUUGGCAAACUUUAAACUGAAAUCUCCAGCCUUAAUGUAGAAAUUAGCUUUCCAGGACCUUGUUAUUAUUUAAUAGGUUUCCCUAUUUUCCAUAUAACUCAUGCACUUUAAAUGGACUUCAAAGCACUAACAGUCAUGCAAAUGUUUAUGCAAAACGAAGAAAAAAGGAAAAAUAAGAGAAGGGGAAGGUUAUUUCUAAGCAGGGUCUAUGCUGUAUGACAAAUUGUGACUUAGCAGACUACUAGGUACAGCAUGCUAUUCUGCAUUUAUUAAAAAAAAAUCCUUAGAGCUUAUGUCAAACUUUGAAAGAUUGACAGUUUGGGGUUAAGUGAAUAUAGUCAAAGGAAAAAAACAGAAUUAAGACUGUGGCUGG
Messenger RNA from Aptenodytes forsteri (emperor penguin), 1392 nucleotides. It is a transcript of the gene MTRFR, whose product is annotated as chromosome unknown C12orf65 homolog. The transcript is spliced from 4 exons. NCBI's taxonomy places the organism in Eukaryota, Metazoa, Chordata, Aves, Sphenisciformes, Spheniscidae. The record is from RefSeq and is a predicted model, not a curated record. Gene Ontology annotation, cellular component: mitochondrion. Gene Ontology annotation, molecular function: translation release factor activity. The coding region runs from base 96 to 584 and encodes 162 amino acids. Gene Ontology annotation, biological process: translational termination.